GUUUGGCGUUUCCUCUAAUUGAGAGUCAUAUUAAGGUAGGUUGUUUCACAUUGUUUGUUGUGGGUGGUUGUCUCCUGUGUCUGUGUAUGUCGUUGCCCCACACGGGACUGUUGUCGGUUUGUUUGUUUGUUUUUUUCGGUUUAUGUAGUCUGUUCCUGUUUCAUGCGUUCUUCGUUAUAUGUAAGUUCUUAUGUUCAGGUGCGUCUACGUCGUUUGUUGUUUUGUAGUUAAUCAAGUAUAGUUCGUUUUUUGUCUUCGUUGUUUUGUCGUGUCUAAAUAAAUAUCAUGUCUAAGUAUCACGCUGCGUCUUGGUUCAAUCCAUGCUCCUCCUCUUCGGAUGAAGAGGAAGAGGAGAACCGUUACACCUGGAUUCCUAAAUCAUAUAUUGGCCUUUCUUUUGCAUUUCAAAGAUGAUGGUACAAAAAAGCGCAUGUUUUUUUCUUUGUAUUAUCUUUUAUAAGAUCAAAUGUGAUAUAUUCUCCUACAUUCAUUUCACAUUUCCACAAACUUCAAAGUGUUUACUUUCAAAUGGUAUCAAUAAUAUGCAUAUAUUUGCUUCAGGUCCUGAGCUACAGGCAGCUAUAUUUGGGUAUGUCAUUUUAGGCGAAAAUUGAAAAAGAAAGGGGAGGAUCCUUAAAUUAAUAGGCCUCUCUCACGGAAUUAGCUGUAACGGUAAUGUUGUGUAUGACAAUACCAAGGCAGGACUUCUCGCGUUACGAAAAUAACAACAGAUGUAGAUUCCAGAAGUAAAAUUGCCUACAGAUGUGGUAAGAUACGAGCCACGGUCGACUCCUUUUGCAUAACUUUUUUCUUUGUCUUUUUUUUAAAGUCGCAUAUGUACAGUAUAUCUCAUGGCAACAUUUGAGAGAGAGAGAUUCCUACCGAAGGAAGAAUAUAUAGUCCAGCUGUGAGCCGCAUCCAUUCACGACGAACCACUGGUGUUUAUGAAGAAUAAACACGUUCUACCAUCGAGGGGCAGUCUGUGAGCCUUCUUCGUUAUAACGGGUGUGUGUGUCUGGUUCACUGUCAGAGGGGAAAGAUCAGAGGUCACAGUAGGUCGGGGGCUAGAGGUUAGGGAUCAUGUCUGCCGUGGCGUUCCAGGACCUUCCUCUCAACAUCUACAUGGUCAUCUUCGGGACCGGAGUCUUCGUCUUUGUCCUCAGCCUCAUCUUCUGCUGCUACUUCAUCAGUAAACUGAGGCACCAGGCUCAGCGAGAGAGGUUUGGAUACAAAGCGGUGGUAUUCAAAGGGGAUACAAAGAAACUGAAUCUACACGGGACAUGCGCCGUGUGCUUGGAGGACUUCAGAGUGAAAGAUGAGCUAGGAGUGUUGCCAUGCCAACACGCCUUUCACCGGAGUUGCCUGGUGAAGUGGCUGGAGGUGCGCUGUGUGUGUCCCAUGUGUAACAAGCCCAUCACUGGACCACCUGAACAUCACCACAGCCUGGGCACACUACUGGAUGAACUGGUGUAGCGCAUUGCUAUGGCGAUACAGUUCGAACGGAGUGGUGUAACAUGUUGCUAUGACAGCACAGUUGGAAUAGACUGGUCUAACAGACUACACGUCGUUAAAGUGAAUUUACCGGACCAACUGUUCUGAAGGUCCAGGGAGAAAACCACAACAAUGGAGAGAAAAAAGAUUCCGAUUUCAGACCCUCGUGUAUUGAUAACGAGACGGGACACAGAGUAUUAUGGGUACUGUAGUAUAUCAUACUACACCUUAUCAAGUGGAGUCUGACUGCCCAAACCUCUACAGUGCUCACUCAACCAGUUUCAGGAAUGAGUGCAGGAUUCCCAAACCAAACUCUGGGACUAAAAUGUCCCUCUCAACCCGCAGUCACUGUCUGGACGAGGGGCUACCUGUUGAGGGAGAACUUCAGGUAACUCAUGGGCCACAUUGCAGAACGCCCAGAUAGAAAAAAAAUAUGAUGUAGAACAGACAUGCUUCUCUGAAAUGUAGAGUGAGGAAUCGUGUCAGCUCUAGUUGUGGCAUUUCUAUCUGCAACAUCCAGUAUGUUGCAUCCUGGGGAUGAUGACAUACAUUUAUUAUUAUUGUGACACGUUUCCUGCCGACUACGCCGUGUGUGUGUGUGUGUGCAUGCGUGUCUGUCAGAUCUGCAUCCUGCUUAUAUUAAGUGGGUGUGACAUACUCCUGUUUUGACCUGUAGGAGGAACCUACGACGACAAUGUAUUUAUUCUGACCAGUAUUUCCUAUAGAUUUGCCAAACAAGCCUAUGCAGUUCAUUGUAUUUAGAAUGAAGAGAGAUUGGGACGCAUUCCUUCAUGUAUGGUACACUGAAACUGAAACACUGACCCAAUAGCUAAGUCGACCUUCCCUACGUGUACACCGCAAAGAUUUUUCUAUUGGAAUGGAAAUCGUAAGACAAUAUCUGCUUUUGUAAAUAUGAGGAAAAAGUCCAAGGGCAGUGAUUUGUUCUAUGUCCUACCGUGUUUGUGGUGUGUGAACGAACAGUCCUCUACUGUGUAUGUAGAGGCAGGAGGAAUAGAAACACAACUCAUCUGCCUUAAACCCCCUCUCACCUCUGGGUCUGCUCUGAGAUACGACACGGGCCAUGACCCAAUACUUCAACCAUUCCUCUUCCACCCUCCCUUCCGCAAAGUAAUCACUGACCUUACUGGAUGGGUAGAAGACGUUCCACCAUAUAGCUUCCAUCAACACAGUCAGGUCGGAUCUGUGAAUAUUUAGUAAAAGAGGUUGAAAGGGUGCAUUUUGUAAGUAUUUUACAGUCCUGUUUCAGUUGCCAUGUUUGUGCCCCUGUGAAUGUUUCAGGGGUCGGUCACUUCUCAACACCGUCCAUCUCUUCAUCACAGAGUGUUAUUAUGGACUGCCCUCAUACGAACAGUUACACCACGAAACCUGGAAGGGUCACUAGACCAAAGUCACUAGAGGGCCAGUCGGUCUCUGCUUUUACCGUACUUGACAUGACAAUUACAAAGGAGUUGGCUGAAGCAGGCACCCAAGCUACUAAGUGGCCAGGCCAGAGCGAACAAGUGACAAUAUUUCAUGAGAACUGACAAACAAAUUUGUGUGCCAUCUGUUAGGGGUUAACCGUUUACACUCGUACCCGUAUACCGGUUGACAAGUGAGUAUUUGGACAUUAUUAUUUGGACACUGAUAAGUGCCUAAAUUGGAACGCAGAGGCUGUACAGUAACUUGCUAUGACAUCAGAGCUCUGGGUCUCCACUUCACAGCGCUGUAUGGGUUUUGAUUGACAGCGGUUCUGAACUUGACCCGCUGCGCUCGACAAGAAGUACAAAUCCAAUUUAAAUUGUAUUUGUCACGUGCUUCGUAAACGUUUACAUUUGAGUCUUUUAGCAGACGCCCUUAUCCAGAGCGACUUGGAGUAGUGAGUGCAUACAUUUUCAUACUUUUUUCAUACAACAGGUGUAGACUAACAGUGAAAUGGUUACUUAUGGGUCCCGCUUAAUUAUGGAUUCCAACAAGUUAAGAUAAAGAUCAAAAAUUCAUAAAAAAAAAAAAAUGAAAUAGUGACAUGAGGAAUAAAUACACACUGAAUAACGAAUAAUGAGUCAAAGUAACAUGGAUUUAUUCAGGGUGUACCAGUACCAGGUCGAUGUGCAGGGGUACAAGAUAAUUGAGGUAGCUUUGUACAUAUACACUGAGUGUACAAAGCAUAAGGAAUACCUGCUCUUUCCAUGACAUAGAAUGACCAGGUUAAUCCAGGUGAAAGCUAAGAGCCCUUCUUGAUGUCACUUGUUAAAUCCACUUCAAUCAGUGUAGAUGAAGGGGAGGUGACAGGUUAAAGAAGGAUUUUUAAGCAUCGAGACAAUUGAGACAUGGAUUGUGAAGAAGGGCCAUUCAGAGGGUGAAUGGGCAAGAUAAAUGAUUUUGCCUUUGAACAGGGUAUGGUAGUAGGCGCCAGGCUCACCGGUUUGAGUGUAUCAAGAACUGCAACGCUGCUGGGUCUUUCGCACUCAACAGUUUCUCCUGUGUAUCAAGAAUGGUCCACCACCCAAAGGACAGCCAGCCGACUUGACACAUCUGUAUUUAUUAUGGAUCCUCAUUAGCCAACGCAGCAGAUACUCUUCCUGGGGUCCAGCAAAAUUGAACUGUGGGAAGCAUUGGAGUCAACAUGGGCCAGCAUCCCUGUGGAACGCUUUCGGCACCUUGUAGAGUCCAUGCCCCGACAAAUUGAGGCUAUUCUGAGGGCAAAAGGGGGUGCAACUCAAUAUAAGGAAGGUGUUCCUAAUGUAUGGAACAUUCAGUGUAGGUAGGGGUAAGGUGACUAGGCAACAGGAUAGAUAAGACACAGUAGCAGCAGCGUAUGUGGUGAGUGUAAAUGUGUGUGUGGUGUCAGUAUUCAUGUGUGUGUAUUGGCGUGUUGAGUGUGUGAGUAGAGUCCAGUGUGUGUACGUGCAUAGUGCAAGAGGGUUAGGAGGAGGAUGUUUUCUGCCUCCUGAGGGGGGAAGAGAUGCUGAUGGGCCCUCUUCACGACUGUGAGGGCCAUGCUAAUUCCUUAGUGAUGUAAACACCGAGGAACUUGAAGCUCUCGAUCCGCUCCACGACAGCACCAUUGAUGUGGAUGGGGCUAUACUCGCCCCUUUGUUUCCUGUAGUCCACAAUCAAGUCCUUUGUCUUGCUGAAGUUGAGGGAGAGGUUGUUGUCCUGGCACCCCUUACCAGAUCUCUGACCUCAUCCCCAUAGGCUUGCAGUCUGUGCUAGCGAAACCGUCCUGUUUGAGUUUUUGUCCUGGUGCUUCCUGUUUGAGUUGCCCCCAUCCCUCCCACCGUUUGGCAAUUUAGUUCUUUUUUUGUUGUCUGAGUGAGGGAAAUGCUGUAAAUUAUGAGGACUCUAUGUAAAUACCGCUUUGAUGAUUAUGUGUGUUGUAUUACGAAGAACGAUUGCCGAGGACCUUGCAUCCGAAUGCACCCAUGAUUCUAUUCUUUGCGCACCAAAAUUACGAUCCGCUUCUUUGAAUUGCCUUGUGAAAGCCUAACACUGUAUGAUCAUAUUUUAUAAUUUAGCUAGUCAUGUUGGCAAUAGAACAAGCUGUCAAAUUAUGCCCCCCUGAACCAGAUUUGGAUUUAUAAUGCACCAUUUUUUUGAAUUGCAUAAACAACAGUAACUUCUUUGAGUCUUAAAAGUGAAUUUAAAUUACUUAAGAAUAUUCUCGAAAGUGUGCACAGUUCCUAUGUUACUGAAUGUAUCCAUCGUAUUUUCAGGUUUCAUUGUCAACAAAUGCGGCGAAAGUACAGUAAAUGUAAAAUGCACAUAAAAACAACAGUGUAAUGUUUGGAUUCGGGCUUGUGUCAGGUGAACUGUCGUGUCCUCACCUUUAGUCUAAUCAUUUUCCGAUAAUCUCCAAACUGUUCCCUUUUAAUUGCUACCAUGGUUAUGCAUACGCUUUACAUAUUUCUUCCGUAAGAAACAUUUCAAUUUAGCCCUGUUACAAUUACAGUAAGCUCUUUACUUCAUAACCAGAUAGUGAGUUGUACUUUCCUGUGGCUUGCGAAAGUGUCGCAAGAGGAUAGGCCUAUUGAUGCACAGACAGUAGCCUAGUAACGUGUGUAUGAGUCAUCUGAUUCAUUCGGGGGGUUUAAGAUUAGAACACUGAGCACCAAAAAUCAAUGAAUGUGGAAAAUGCGUCAGAAAUGGGACCCUAUUCCCUAUAGUACACAAAGAAAUAGAAUGCAUUUUAGACGCGCCCUCUUUCAGACGCAGUCUUGAGGUCGGCUACAACAGGACAGCAGCUCGAGAGAUGUGGGACUGGGGUGGACGUGACUAUCUGGUCAUGCUGGCGAGGACAGCGCUUUUCAAAUGCAAUGAUUUGAACCAUUUGGCCUAAACCUUUACUCUUAAAGAGAUUCUCUGGUACUUUUGUAUACUUUUAAGCCGGCAGUCGUGAGCGAAAAGUGGUCCCAGAAAAUUGCGUACUACGUCACAUACCGUAUGUGCAGAUAUGUGCACCAUGUCAUUGCUCUCUCUCGUGUCUGCUGAGCCGUUGGGCCGGCCCUGCAACCUAACGUUGGGCAGGCCUCUUGCUAGCUGUCGCUCAAAUGUGAAGGGCUGAAACUCAUUAGCUAGAACUGAAAUUGGCCAACGUUUGGAGCAAUGUAGAGAAAAUGGAGUGGCACAGCGUCAAGGAAACAGUCUUCAUUGUGGAAACAUCCCAUUAGCAACAAUCAAAACUCUAUUAAAAAAAAACAGUGAUAUGAUCCUCUGAAACGACUGUUAUAAGUAUUAAUGAAGUUGAUCAAUUGUGAGCAGUAGCCUAGAGGAGCUUCACAUCUCACAUAACAAUGACAGAAUAUACAGAUCAGACAGGACAGGGACAGGCCGCCCUUCAGUGUCUGGUGCAAUGGACAUGCCGCAGAACGACCAUCCCUGUAUGUAAAGUGCCUAACAUUUGCAAAUGCCUGUGUGUUUGUUAACACCUCACCAAAUAAGGUUAUUAAACAGAAAAUUGACAAAUC
Molecule: messenger RNA, 6455 nt
Organism: Salvelinus fontinalis (brook trout)
Lineage: Eukaryota; Metazoa; Chordata; Actinopteri; Salmoniformes; Salmonidae
Product: RING finger protein 122-like
Exons: 6
Coding region: 1081-1473 (130 amino acids)
Source: RefSeq, a predicted model, not a curated record